AUGUGCAACAAGAGGUGCAAGGAGCGGUCGCGCGAGCUAAGCGAAGAGAAUCCAUUUGCUGAUGUUGAUGCGGCGUGGCUGGCUAUGUCCGAUGACCAAAUGUUCGAGGCUGUCCGGUCCGACGAUAAGGAUCAUUUCACCUAUGAGGAGUUCUUGAAGCAGUCGGUUUGGGAGGAUAGUUCGGAUGUGAGGGAGUUAUUUGAUAGGUUUGAUCGGAAUAAGGAUGGUGUUAUCACCGUGGAUGAGAUGAGGGAGCCGGAGGAGGAGGGGAAUCCGAAUCAGAGCGAGAAUCCGGCCCAGAGGCCGGUUUCGACGGCAACGGUGACGGCUGAAAGGCGGGACGAACUUUAG
This is a messenger RNA of Penicillium canariense, 351 nucleotides long. RefSeq lists its product as uncharacterized. The transcript has 2 exons. The record is from RefSeq and is a predicted model, not a curated record. The coding region runs from base 1 to 351 and encodes 116 amino acids. NCBI's taxonomy places the organism in Eukaryota, Fungi, Ascomycota, Eurotiomycetes, Eurotiales, Aspergillaceae. Gene Ontology annotation, molecular function: calcium ion binding.